UCCACGGGUCAGUCAGGUAUUAAUGUGUUGAGAACUGUCCUCAUGAUGACUCAGGGGUAGUGUCUCUGCUUCUUGAAAUGGUUAACCCAACAGAAUUCACCUUCAACCAUUUCCCAAUGAGACUGUAAUGCACUUAAAUUCCUGAAGUCAAAUUUCAACUUCAGUUCCUGCUUUUGAACGAGAAGCUUACAUCAGACAACGGCCUUUCACCAGCUGGAGCAGGAUUUUUCAAAGACAAUGACAACCAACUUUCUUUCGGACCUGGUUCAGUACCAGCGACUAUUCCUAAUGAUGAUUGUGUUAGGAGUGGGUGGAAACCUCCUUAUCGGCUUCCAGGUUUCUGUGAUCACCUAUCCUUCUGAACAUAUAAAGAGAUUUAUCAAUGCAACCUGGGUAGAACGGUAUGGCUCUCCCCUUCAUCAGAAAACAGUCUCCCUACUCUGGUCCUUGGUUGUGUCUCUCUACUGUGUGGGAGGUUUGUUUGGCUGCAUGUGGAGUGGACCUCUGACAAUGAGAUAUGGAAAAAAGAGAACUUUCAUGAUCAAUGACCUGAUCAUAAUUGCAGCUGCUCUUCUCAUAGGCUUCAGUAGGAUGGCUAAAUCUUAUGAAAUGAUUCUAAUUGGACGCUUCCUCUAUGGCAUCACUGCAGGUAUCUGUCUGAAUGUCCAUGGACAGUAUGUUGGAGAAGUUUCACCCAAAAAGCUGAGAGGCUUUGCAAAUACCACUUCAUCUGUUUUUUUUGCACUAGGAAAAGCCUUGGGGCAGUUGAUGGGCUUAAGAGAACUUUUAGGCUCUCAAGCUUUCUGGCCUUUGCUGCUGGCUUUGUGUGGAAUCGCAGCCCUAGUACAACUGCUGCUCUUGCCAUUUUUCCCAGAAUCCCCCCCAUAUCUGUUGAUUCAAAAGGAUGACAAAGAAGGUUGCUUACAAGCCAUGAAAGACCUCUGGGGUGAAGGACAUCUCCAAGCUGAGAUGGAUGACCUGAUGAAGCAGAAGACAGCCAUGAAGAAUUCCAAGAGCUUAAGCAUUCUAGAAGUGAUGAAAGAGAAAUCCCUACGGCCAUCUUUAUGCAUUGUCUUUCUGCUGACAAUGAGCAUGCAGUGGUCUGGCUUGAGUGCAAUCUACUUUUAUACCUUUGAAGUCUUCCGUACAGCCGGGGUGGAAGAUGUUCUUAUACCCUAUGUGGCAUUAGGAGUUGGAACCUGUGAAUUUGUCUCUGUGAUCCUGUGUAGCACCAUAAUUGACCACAUUGGCCGAAGGAUUCUGCUGUGGGGAGGCUAUGGAAUGAUGGCUUUGGUUAUGGCCUUUCUCAUAAUUACUCUCUCUCUUCAGGAUAAGUUCCCUUGGAUGUCCUACGGCAGCAUCAUCCUCAUCUUCUUGUUUGUCUUCUCUUAUGGACUUGGUCCAUGUGGUGGUGUCAUCUCUGUCAUGGUAGAGAUUUUCAACCAGUCAGCAAGAUCAUCAGCAUUUGUCAUUGUGGGUACCACCAGCUGGAUGUGCCUUAUUGUAGUUGGGAUGGGUUUCCCCUUUGUUGUGGAGAUCCUCGGUCCUCUCUGCUUCCUUAUAUUUUUGUUCGUGCUCAUUGGGAUAGUGAUUUUUGUUUACAUCUUUGUUCCUGAGACAAAGGGAAGAUCAAUUGCAGACAUCACAGAAGAACUAGGCAGGAUACAGUUUGGAAAGAUAUUCCUACUGACUGCUUCAAGAAAGAAUCUCAUCAGAAACCCUGGUCUCUGUACCGAGUUAUGAUAGGUCAGCAGGUUUAGAAACUAGUUCUCUACCUGAAUGAAAUGGACUGUUAUUGAAGAAACCUUGUCUUGGAAAGUGUGCAGGUAGCCUGGGUUUUCAGUCGUCAUGCUCACGUUUCAUACCCAGGGACUUUAGUUUAUUGCAAUUCAAAUUCCUCUAAGCGCACAAGGUGAGUUGUACAUUUGGAUUAAUGUUGUCUAGCAAUGCAAGAGGCACCAGUUUGCAUGAAACAGAGCUUCCGAUGCUUGACAGGAUGGUUUGCCAUAACUGCAGUAAAGCACAAUGAUGGACUAGAAAGAGAAACUGAUCUCUUGGGGCAUGGACAGGUAAGGAAACCAAGGUCUAUGAAGAGAAGCCAGAAGAAGGCUUUGGCUUGGGACACAGGAGGUUGAGAAUGUUUCCAUCUUUUAAAACCAGGAUUAGAAACUUGCUCUGGGAUGUAAAUUAACAUGCAUCCACAAUGCUGUGCUGAAAACAAUAUUAUGUCCGGUUGUUACAAUCCAGUCAUGGGGAGAGCAAUGUGCAGUGGUGGCUUGUCUGGAGAAGAAAUGUCUUGCCCUUAAUGUAUGGAAAUGGGCAGUUGAAGCUUUUCAUAGCUGGGCAUAAAUAAUAUCACCUGUUCAAUCACAUCCAUUAACCCUCUAAGGGAAUGGGAAAUUCUUUUUUUCCAGAUUGUUGGCAACCCUAAAGAAAAGUAUGUGUGUUGUGUGUUUAAGGGCCAUCAAGUCACUUCCAACUCAUGGCAACCCUGUGAAUCAAUAUCCUCCAAAACCUCCUUUCGUUAACAUCCCCUAAAUCGCCAUCUGGCAAAUGCUUACUCAGUCUUCUUUAAAGUAUUUCCAAGGUCAAUAGAAUUGUUGUGAAAUAGUGCCAAAAAUUUCUAGGUACUAACAAUUCCAGGAAUUAAAUAAGUGGACUAAAGUUAAAGUCAACAACUUUUGUAUGUAUGCAAAUUUAUAAAUUAAGCUCCUGCUAACAAUCAAGAAUGAAAGAAUCCCCCCAUAUUCCAUGCUGCAUUAUUGUUUGAAGUUUGGCACAUACAGACAGUUGAAAGGAAGAGGGUGGAUAUUAUCUCUGUAUUAAGAAACAACAGUUUAUAAUUCAGAAGAGACAGGAAAGAGGCAAGCAGACACUGCUGUGAAUUGGCUGAAGCACCCUGGAAGUGCAGGAUCUCUCUCUGGGGGAUAAUAUGUGGAGUAGCAUCUUUACUGUCCUGCAGGAGUGCUUCUGUGCCUCCACCUGUGCUAUACCUGUAUAUUUGCAAAUAAAGUUAAAACAUCCAAAA
This is a messenger RNA of Sphaerodactylus townsendi, 3028 nucleotides long. RefSeq names its product solute carrier family 2, facilitated glucose transporter member 11-like. The transcript is spliced from 12 exons. The record is from RefSeq and is a predicted model, not a curated record. Gene Ontology annotation, molecular function: hexose transmembrane transporter activity. Bases 238 to 1743 code for a protein of 501 amino acids. Gene Ontology annotation, biological process: monosaccharide transmembrane transport. Gene Ontology annotation, cellular component: membrane. NCBI's taxonomy places the organism in Eukaryota, Metazoa, Chordata, Lepidosauria, Squamata, Sphaerodactylidae.